CAACAACCAGAUAAAGAUUUAGUUUCACUGUCAUCGUGUGCAGCUAUAGUGGGUGUGGUUUAGCACAGCCUUUCAAAAGGGGCUGCAGGAGACGCUCUGAACUCAGUUCAGCUGCAGAAUCGACUCCGUACUCUUUAACACAAACAAGAACAGAACUUAUUACCAUCCAAACAUGGCCAGCAACUUCGGAUGGAGCAGAGAAAAUAAGGAGGAGGUGAGGAUAGUGCUGGUGGGGAAGACUGGCAUUGGGAAGAGUGCCACUGGAAACACCAUUCUGGGACGACAGUGCUUUGAAUCAAAGUUCAGUGCAAAGUCGAUGACUGUAGACUGUACCAAGGGCAAAGCUGAGGUGGACGGGCAACAGGUUGCUGUUAUCGACACCCCGGGCCUGUUCGACACCAGGUUUGGCAUGGAUAAAACAACUAAAGACAUCUGCCAGUGCAUCUCUUACGCUUCUCCUGGACCCCAUGUGUUCCUGGUGGUCAUCAGGCUGGGCAGAUACACUGAAGAGGAAAAGCAGACAGUGCAAAGGAUUCAAGAAAUCUUUGGCCAGGCUGCAGACAGAUACAGCAUGGUUCUCUUCACUCAUGGAGAUCUUCUUGAAGACACAACUAUUGAGGACUUUUUGACGGAAAGCUCAGAGCUGCAGGAACUCGUGUUCAGAUGUAAUGGCCAGUACCAUGUCUUCAAUAAUAAGCUGAAGGAUCGCCGCUCUCAGGUCACUGAGCUGCUCCAGAAGAUCAGAAAUUUAGUCCAGAAGAACGGAGGAAGCCACUACACCAACGAGAUGUUCCAAGAGGCCGAGAGGGCAAUCGAAGAGGAGAAACAACGCAUCCUGAAAGAGAAAGAAGAGCAAAUACGCAAAGAAAAAGAGGAAAUUGAGAGAAAACUACAAGAGAAAUAUGAAAAAGAGAUGAAGAAAAUGAAUGAACAACUCCAGGCUGAGAGAGAGAGGGAGAGGAAAGAGAGAGAGGAGGAGAGGAAGAGGGAGAAGCAGGAUAUGAAUGAGGAGAGAAAGAGGGAGAAGGAGGAGAGAGAAGUAGAGAGAAAGAGAGAGAGAGAGGAGAAAGAAAGGGAGAUGACAAACAUGAUGAAUCAAAUAAAUGAACAGCAUGACAGAGAACUGAGAAAGGAGGUAGAGAAGUUGCAGUCCAGGCAUGAAACUGAGGCCAGAGAGGAAGCUGAGGAGUUUAAUCCAUUAUAUCCUCUGGUAAAAGCUGGUGAACUCGCAGUUCAGGCUGGCAAAACGAUAGUUGGAGGAGUUAAACUUUUGGGAAAGGCAAUUGGAUCCUUGUUCAAAUUUUGAGUGGUUCAGGCUUAAACAGAGGAACCCUCCAGAAUCUCCCCCACACAGGAAUAUAUGAAAUAAAAUAAAUAUUCUUUAAUCCACAGAACUAUAACCACAGUUUCCUUUUUUCAAAGUCACACAUCAUAUUAUACUCUCACAUUGCCAUCUAGGGUUCUUUUUGCAUGAGUUUUGGCUGGACCGCAGAGGGCCACCCAUAGAUAUACACACAUAGACGCUGCAUUGACUCCUGGUUCGUACGUUAACGUGGGCGCCAUAUUGGACAGGGCAAGACUGACCUGUAACCCCAUGGGGGGAACGGGGGAGCUGCCGUUUUUCUGUAUAAAAAGCACUAUAACGUCUACAUUUCUCAACCGAUUUCAACGAGUUGUUUUAUAAUCAAACAUUUACGAUGAAGUAACGUUACGAUUUUUUUUGGUUUUCUCAAAAGAUUUUGGUGAAAAACUGUUAAAUACGGUGACGUCACUGCUUCCAGUUCAUGGAUCACCAGUCUGUCCUUCAAUAUGGUGGGAUUCAAUCAGUUAUUAUGUAAUUAUUAAAAACUAGUACUAUCAUAUCACAUUUUCCUUUAAGCAUUUUUCACAUUAUCAACUGUUCAAUUUAACGUUACAUCUUUACAAAACGUUUGCUUCUGUAACAUCAGAUCAGAGCUAGCUAACGUUCCUUAUUGUUAGCUAAUCUAUAAACUAAUGUUAGCUUAUUGAUGUUCAUAUCUAACAUGAUAUUGUGUUUAAAACAUGAAAUGUAUGAUACAUAUUAAAAGCGAUAUGUGUCUAAUAUUGCAAACAAUAAAACUGAUGUCAUGUCUUGGUUAUGCUAUUAGAUUAUUUUGUUGUUUUUAUAAUUGAUGUAUUAUCACCAUUAUUUCAAUAAAUUCAGAUCAUAACUAA
This is a messenger RNA of Sebastes umbrosus (honeycomb rockfish), 2196 nucleotides long. RefSeq names its product GTPase IMAP family member 9-like. Lineage: Eukaryota; Metazoa; Chordata; Actinopteri; Perciformes; Sebastidae. The coding region runs from base 173 to 1306 and encodes 377 amino acids. Gene Ontology annotation, molecular function: GTP binding. The record is from RefSeq and is a predicted model, not a curated record. The transcript has 2 exons.